AUGCACAAUGUUAGACUGUUGGUGAAUUGUGGUGUCACAGAUGAAGGUUGUGCUGCUCUGGCUUCAGCUCUGACAUCAAACCCCUCACACCUGAGAGAGCUGGAUCUGUCUGGAAAUAAAGUAGAAGAUUCAGGAGUACAGAUGCUCUCUGGUGGGCUGGAGAAUUAUUACUGCCAACUAGAAACACUGAGGCUGAUGAGUUGUGGUAUCACGGAUGAAGGUUGUGCAGCUCUUUCUUCAGCUUUGACAUCAAACCCCACACACCUGAGAUGGCUGGAUCUGUCUAAAAAUAAACUAUCAGACUCAGGAAUUAACCUGCUCUCUACUGGACUGAGCAAUCCUCACUGUAAACUGGAGAUGCUUGGGCUGCAUGAUUGUGAUGUCACAGAUGAAGGUUGUGCUGCUCUGGCUUCAGCUCUCAGAUCAAACCCCUCAUAUCUUAAAGAACUGGAUCUGUCUGAUAAUAAACUAGGAGAUUUAGGAGUGAAGCUUCUAAGUAUUGGACUGGAGGACUGUAAACUGGAGAUACUUAAGUAA
Sinocyclocheilus grahami is the source of this 537-nucleotide messenger RNA. RefSeq names its product ribonuclease inhibitor-like. NCBI's taxonomy places the organism in Eukaryota, Metazoa, Chordata, Actinopteri, Cypriniformes, Cyprinidae. The record is from RefSeq and is a predicted model, not a curated record. The transcript is spliced from 4 exons. Gene Ontology annotation, molecular function: protein binding. The coding region runs from base 1 to 537 and encodes 178 amino acids.